AUGGCGCGACGCUACGAGAUUGAUGAGCUGCUAUGGCUGCGCUCAUCGCCUCUGGUCACCAAGCCUGCAAGCUUACCGCCGGUAGAAGAAUGGAUGGGUCCACUUCCUGAACGAAAACCCAAAGACCCGAACAAUCAGAAUGAGACUACGAGCAACCGACGACCUAGCAUUAUCGAAGCCCGUCAUUUUUCACGAGGCUCGACUUCAGAGGACAUCAUUCUCGGACCGCCACGGACUGCCUUCGCUUCCGCCUCCCGCAUUGCUGGUAAAGGCUCUAUAGAUGCAACGGAACGGCCAUCUAGAAUACAGGACUCGGAUGAAUCCAAGAACGAUCGUUUCAACUUCCGGGAGAAGUUUUUCAAAGACCGAGAAUCCGGCGACUUGGACAAACGCGAUGGAAAACUAGGCACUUUCAUCAACCGACGCAACGAUAAGGAGGACUGGAAUAAUGGACGCCCACGCCGUGCCUUCGGCCCAGAUGACCUUGAACGUAAACCAAGACGCAAUGGCGAGUUCGAUCGAUGGGAAGGCCGUGAUAACAUCAGAGAACGUGAUCCUCGAGACUCAACAACUUUUGGAAACCGUGAUAAGGAUAGUCGAUUCUUCAUUCGAAAAGAUGGCCAGUUAGGACGGUCGAGACUCGAGGGAAGCUGGUUCCGUGACGAUAAUCAUGCACAGGAUUCGCUUGAAGCGGAGGAAGAGAAGCCGUCAAUUCGCACUCGUGAAUGGCGUCGCGACAGACAUGGUGCGGAUCGUGACUGGACUAGAGGCGCUAAGUUCGAGCAAGAGCCUGAGUGGUUAGACUCAACCGAUCGAGAAGAGCCAAGGCCGGUACAUACCCAGGAAGACUUUGAGCAAUGGAAGCAGAGGAUGAAAGCUGGCUCCGCUCAGGUACAGGAGAAGAAAGAACCUCCAUUGGAACCAGCUACCAGCACGUUGCCGAAGCUGGAGACAAGGCCUACUGAUGGUGAAAUCUUCAGUAGUACUGGCACGCCUCUCCAGGCAGAUGCUACGAUGGAACGAUUCUUUGGAUUGCUCAAUGAGGCAAAGCCUUCUCCGGACAUUGGCAGCCAGUCGCCUGUUGUGGAGCCAACUAGCAGCAAGAAGGAGUCGGUGCCCUCCAAGUCUAUCAAAUCAUCUCGCUUUGCUGGCCUGUUUAGUCCACCUCCGGGAACGCCGACGAGGGAGCCAGAACCUCAGGCUGUAAGCCAGUCUCCUGCUGAUCCCGACCAGGAAGGGUUCCAACGCAUCUUACAGAUGCUGGGUGGUGGUGCUAAGUCGCGCAAUGCUACUCCUCAAAAUGACACACCACAGCCUCAACGUCCGCCAUCGUUAGUGCAGGCCGAGCAAGGUCGGAGUGCGCUGCCGUCACCGGUUCGGGAGCACCUCCACCGGCAGGAUCAAAUGACUUUCAAUGGAUCUCCUGCCCGUACAACUGCACCACCACCUGGACUAUCGCCGAAUCCUGUCCAAGAACCUUUCAAAGACCCGCAUGUUGGUGAGCGUGAGCAUUUGCUUCGUCUCAUGCAGCAAGUUAGGAUCAGCCCGGUCCCGAACAUGCCCCAUGGGAGCCAGGGCGCUCAGAGUGCCGGUCCGGCUUCGGGCAUGAUGAACAUACCUGAAAUGAUGUCUCAUCCCCCAGGAUUACCUACCCCGCAGAAGGGUCCCAACUUUCUGAAUGAUCCAGCAAUUGCAAACAUGCAGAGACCAGAUGCUGCUGAUCAGCUUCGGCGGAGAGCUGCGAAUGGGCCACCCAUGGGCUAUUUCGAUGAUAUUCUCUUUGCUCAGGGUAACAAUCUUCCCAUGACUCCUGGCGGAAGCCGGGCUCCUCAAGGCCAGGGCCAUCCCGCUAUGGGCAUUCAAAGGCCACCUGGUUUCGAACAUCUGCCGCCUCCUGGAUUCGGAGGUCAACAACUUCCACCACAACAGGGUGCACCAGGCCCAUUGGCACCUCCGCCAGGUAUCCCCGCUCCCAAUCGUGGCAUGAACCCGAAUCUCAUGUCUAAUGUGCUGCCAAUGCACGGCAACCUCCCUCCCCUCAAUGACCGUCAAGGAUUCCCACGUGGCGCUGGCGGAAAUGGAGCGGCAGCAUUCGGCCCUCCACCUGGCAUGAUGCCCCCUCCGGGAUACAUGAACAUGAAUGGUCCACCACCUUCUGGGUUGCCACCUAUGCCGCAUAAUGCUGAAGCCCUGAUGGGACUUGGUGGACAAGGUCCAUUCGGAGGCAAUCCUGGUCCUCAGGGCCCGCCGCCAUCCUCUAGGCAUCUAUUAGACAUGUUCGGCCAGGCCAGCGGUGGUGCCCCGGGACAUUUCCGGUAG
This is a messenger RNA of Aspergillus chevalieri, 2319 nucleotides long. RefSeq lists its product as uncharacterized. The transcript has 3 exons. The record is from RefSeq and is a predicted model, not a curated record. Bases 1 to 2319 code for a protein of 772 amino acids. NCBI's taxonomy places the organism in Eukaryota, Fungi, Ascomycota, Eurotiomycetes, Eurotiales, Aspergillaceae.